UUGCAAUGCAAUGCAAAGCAAAAGCACUGCCAUGAAUAUUUUCACUGUUACAACUACUUCCCUUUCAAACCCAACCCUUUAUCUCUCCUCACUAACUACAUUUCUUUCACAACCCAUUCACAAUGAGUAACACAGCCUUCAAGGUUGCUGUCUUGGGUAGUGGAAUUUCAGGAGCAGUUUGUGCAUCAACUCUUGCUAGAAAUGGAGUUUCUGUUACACUCUUUGACUCAGCUAGAGGCCCUGGUGGACGCAUGUCCCAAAGAAGAGAGAAAACUGAAGAUGGCAAGGAGCUGCAUUUCGACCAUGGUGCUCCGUUUUUCUCGGUUAGCAAGCCGGAAGUGGUCCAUCUAGUUCAAGAAUGGGAGUUGAGGGGUCUCGUAGCUGAAUGGAAAGAAAAGUUUGGCUCAUUUGAUUUUCAAACCCUUAAAUUUGACAACUUAGAGCAGGAAGGAUUAAGCAAGAGAUUUGUGGGUGUUCCAGGCAUGAAUUCUAUAUGCAAAGCAUUAUGCAACGAGAGUGGUGUGGAAAGCAAGUUUGGUGUGGGAAUUGGAAGAGUUGAAUGGUUGGAAGAUGAGAAAUUGUGGUCAUUGAUAGGGGUAGAUGGACAAAACCUUGGUCAGUUUAAAGGACUUGUUGCAUCAGAUAAGAAUAUAGUUUCUACGAGAACCGCAGAAGUUACCGGUCGGUUGCCACCACUUGAUGCAGAUCUGAAGUUGCUGCCUGAGUUGUCAGAAAAGUUGCACAAUCUUCCUGUUAGGCCAUGUUUCGCAGUAAUGCUGGCAUUUGCAGAGCCUCUAUCAUCGAUUCCAGUUAAAGGCUUCUCAGUUAAAAAUUCUAAAGUUUUACGCUCGGCUUACUGUGAUAGCAGCAAGCCAGGCCGUUCUGCUACAAGUGAAAGAUGGGUUCUUCAUUCGACAGCAGAGUAUGCAGAGAAUGUAAUUGCUCAAGCGGGGCUCAACAAGCCCUCAGAAGUUACAUUGAAUAAAGUGGCUGAAGAGCUUUUCCAAGAAUUUCAAAGUACAGGGGCUAACAUAUCACAGCCCUUUUUCAAGAGAGCUCAUAGAUGGGGGAGUGCAUUUCCAGCUACUAGUGUUGCACCAGAGGAAAAAUGUCUUUGGGACAGAAACAAGAGACUAGCCAUAUGUGGUGACUUUUGUGUUAGCCCUAAUGUUGAAGGAGCCAUACACAGUGGAUUAGCAGCAGCUUUAAGGCUUAAAGAUAUUAGUUCUAGCUGUUUAUAGUUCAAAGAUUGAAGCCUUUCAACAUUAUUAUCAUUUCUAUUUCUCCAAACAUGGGAGUGUUUUAAUUCGGGUUUAAUACUUGUGGAAUGUUAAUACUGAAAACUCUGUUUUCAUUACUGAAUAAUUGUCACACUUUGUGUGUACAUGAUUAAACUCAACUUAAUUAUUACAAAGAGAGGAAUACAAUAUAUAUAGCAUUGAGACUAA
Cicer arietinum (chickpea) is the source of this 1448-nucleotide messenger RNA. RefSeq lists its product as uncharacterized. Gene Ontology annotation, molecular function: oxidoreductase activity. The record is from RefSeq and is a predicted model, not a curated record. NCBI's taxonomy places the organism in Eukaryota, Viridiplantae, Streptophyta, Magnoliopsida, Fabales, Fabaceae.